AUGCCGAAAUGGUUCUCAUGUCAGAGGCUUCUGCAUCUACAGCUCAGCACGUCUCUGUUCAUCGCUCUAGUUAUAGUUGCUAUAGUCCAAUUUUUUGCUUGCUAUACAACCUAUAACUACAACUACCUGACGGUAGAAAAUGUUGGCAGCAGCCUUUAUCAUGUUACAAAUCCAAAACUAGUGAUCAACAAAUCAAAACCAGAAUGCAAGUAUGAAGAUCUACUACUAAGCUCCAAGUCAACGGCUGUGUGGGAUGUACCAAAGAACUACGAUGACUUUUUACCGACUGGUAUUCUGAAUGGAAGCUAUUUCCCAGAUGACUGUAAUCCUUUAUACAGUGUCGCCAUUCUAGUAACAUAUAGAAAUCGGCAGAGCCAAUUAGAUAUAUUUAUACCAUACAUGCACAAUUUUCUACGUAAACAAAGAAUACAUUAUAAAAUAUAUGUCAUAGAGCAGCAGGACAAUAAGCCCUGGAACAAGGGUAUCUUGUACAACAUAGGAGCAAAACAGGCCAUAGCAGACAAGUUCCCUUGUCUCAUACUACAUGAUGUGGACCUCUUGCCAUUAGAUGAGGCCAACCUAUAUGCCUGCCUCAGACAACCCAGGCACAUGAGUGCCAGCAUUGACAAGUUCCGAUAUGUGCUCAUCUAUAGCAAUCUAGUGGGGGGAGUGCUCGCUAUAACUUCGGAACAAUAUAUGGAAGUCAACGGCUUUUCAAACAAAUAUGAGGGCUGGGGCGGAGAGGAUGAUGAUUUUGCAAAUAGACUUAGGAUAUAUGAUCUCCAGAUAAUGAGGUUUCCACCGACCAAGUCCAGGUACACCAUGUUGCGGCACAGACAGGAGAAGAAGAAUAAGAACCGGCACAGAAUAAUGUCUAAUGACAAGAGUAAGAUACGCUUGGACGGAGUCAAGUCACUGCCGUACUACACAGCCAGUGUCCGGGACCAUAGAUUAUACAGCAUGGUCAGUGUUAGAUUAUGA
Molecule: messenger RNA, 981 nt
Organism: Danaus chrysippus (African queen)
Lineage: Eukaryota; Metazoa; Arthropoda; Insecta; Lepidoptera; Nymphalidae
Source: the annotation of a GenBank genome assembly